Messenger RNA from Aspergillus melleus, 1800 nucleotides. It is a transcript of the gene SED2, whose product is annotated as S53 family peptidase. The record is from RefSeq and is a predicted model, not a curated record. Gene Ontology annotation, biological process: proteolysis. Bases 1 to 1800 code for a protein of 599 amino acids. The transcript is spliced from 3 exons. Lineage: Eukaryota; Fungi; Ascomycota; Eurotiomycetes; Eurotiales; Aspergillaceae. Gene Ontology annotation, molecular function: tripeptidyl-peptidase activity; serine-type endopeptidase activity.
AUGCGGUCCUUCAUCCGUCGCGGAGCUCUGUCGCUUGCGGCUCUCACUUUGCUUUCUUCCUCUGUGGCUGCCGAAGUGUUCGAGAAGCUUUCUUCUGUCCCCAAUGGCUGGGUUUACUCUGGCACUCCUAGCGGUGACCAGGCCAUCCGCCUGAAGAUCGCUUUGCAACAGGGCGACGCCGAUGCCUUCGAGAAAGCUGUCCUUGAUAUGUCGACACCCGAUCAUGCCGACUAUGGAAAGCAUUUCGAGACCCAUGAAGAUAUGAAGCGCAUGCUUUUGCCGCGAGGUGAAUCCGUCAGCUCCGUCCAGGAGUGGUUGGAAUCUGCCGGCAUCACCGACUACGAGCAGGACGCCGAUUGGAUCAACUUCCAAACCACCGUGGAAAAGGCCAAUGCCCUGCUGGAGACCAAAUUCCUCUGGUACAACAACAAGGAGAAGGAUAUCAAGCGUCUGCGAACCCUCCAGUACUCGAUUCCCGACUCGGUCGCGGGCCACGUCAACGUCAUUCAGCCGACGACCCGCUUCGGCCAGAUCCAGCCCGACCGCGCGACGCUGCGCUCCAAGCCCAAGCACAUCGACGAGAACUGGCUGUCUAAGGUCUCGCAGAACUCCUCGCACUGCGAUUCUGUCAUCACCCCCGAAUGCUUGCGGGAUCUGUACAACAUCGACUACGAGGCCGAUGCCAAGUCCGGUAGCAAGGUCGGUUUCGCCAGUUACCUGGAGGAAUAUGCGCGUUAUGCGGAUUUGGAAAAGUUCGAGGAUCGUCUCGCUCCUUGGGCCAAUGGCGAGAACUUCAGCGUUGUUCUGUUCAACGGUGGCCUGAAUGACCAGAAUGCCGCUAGCGACAGUGGCGAGGCCAACUUGGACUUGCAGUACAUCGUGGGUCUGGGUGCCCCGCUGCCCGUCACCGAGUAUAGCACUGGUGGUCGUGGACCGCUCAUUCCCGACCUGAGCUCGCCCGAUCCCAACGACAACAGCAACGAGCCGUACCUGGAGUUCUUGCAGGGCAUUCUGAAGCUAGACAAGGACGAGCUGCCUCAGGUUCUUUCCACCUCCUACGGUGAAGACGAGCAGACCAUUCCCGAGAAGUAUGCUCGCACCGUGUGCAACCUGUAUGCACAGCUCGGCAGCCGUGGCGUGUCCGUGCUGUUCUCGUCCGGCGACUCGGGAGUCGGCGCUUCUUGCCAGACCAACGACGGCAAGAACUCGACCCACUUCCCGCCUCAAUUCCCGGCCUCCUGCCCUUGGGUCACCGCCGUCGGUGCCACCACCAAGACCAACCCCGAGCGUGCCGUCUUCUUCUCGUCGGGCGGUUUCUCCGACUACUGGCCUCGUCCUGAGUGGCAAGGAGAGGCCGUCGACAGCUACUUGGGCACCAUUGGCGACAAGUUCAAGGGUCUGUACAACAAGCAAGGUCGUGCCUUCCCUGAUGUCGCCUUCCAGGGCCAGAACUUUGCUAUCUAUGACAAGGGCGCCCUGGGCACCGUCAGCGGUACCUCCUGCUCUUCUCCCGCCUUCGGUGCUGUCAUCGGUCUUCUGAACGAUGCCCGUCUGCGUCACGACAAGCCCGUUCUCGGCUUCCUCAACCCUUGGCUAUACAGCAAGGCCAAGGACAGCCUCAACGACAUUGUCCACGGCGGCAGCACCGGCUGUGACGGCCGCAACCGCUUCGGCGGUACUCCUAAUGGCAGCCCAGUCGUGCCCUUCGCCAGCUGGAAUGCCACCGCCGGCUGGGAUCCCGUUACUGGACUGGGAACCCCCGACUUCACCAAGUUGCUGGAGGUUGCUCUGGCCCACUGA